Molecule: messenger RNA, 1730 nt
Organism: Suillus clintonianus
Lineage: Eukaryota; Fungi; Basidiomycota; Agaricomycetes; Boletales; Suillaceae
Exons: 6
Coding region: 49-1587 (512 amino acids)
Molecular function (GO): glycosyltransferase activity
Source: RefSeq, a predicted model, not a curated record
UCGUUCGACCAGACAGCUCAGAUUUCUAGACAGGUCUGAGCUGAAACAAUGGCACGGCCCUACUCUCUCAGUCGGCGGGAGAUCACACUCGUUCUGGCCUCCGUCAUGAUUUUCAUGGUCUUCUACAACUUCGAGGCGACUUUUGACUUCUUUGCCAAUCCCAACGUGCCUACCAUAUUCUCAAGUUCCACCGCUGAUAGCAGUGAUCUCGACAUGGACAUAUACGGGGACUGGGAGUCUGACGAGAGGCACAUAUCCAGCGUUCAUAAGCAACAAGAGGAGAAGGAAGAUGCCUCAGACGGAGAUAUAUGGUUAAAGACCGAUCGUAUAUCUGAGGCGCAGAAACAAGUCAUCUUUGGAAACAUCAACGUUAAUGAUGGCUUUAUGCAUUGGGGCAGCGACAUCCCUCAAACUCGACUAGUGAAACACGUCGCUGGAUUUUCGAUCAUGGACAAUGUGAUAAUGUGCAACGGCACAAUUUUCAUUGUGACGGAUUCCCCUUUAAACUUCCCUUCAUUGGAUGCCAUUGCAUCAUCUGCUGAAAGCUCGUACGAAGCACCGCUUCCAAGAGAAUGGGAAAUGCUGUCGACCAACCAAGCUAGAGAUAUCCUUGGUUCAUACGGUGGAUUUAUUCAAGGCGCGAGUUGGCUAUCGCAUGACGCUAUUCCGAACAACUACACUCUUUUCUCGCUCUGGCGGACCCACAGCUCCAUGAACACAUCAACGUCUCCAGACCCUUUCAAUCCGCCACGACGACUAUUCUUCCCGAAUAUUCCUACUUACAAAGGCAUACAACCCGACCUUAAUGGACCCAUCAUUAGACGCCAUCGUUCGGACAGUGGGUUUCAUCCAUAUCUUCCCAAGGCCGCUUUUCCAUUGCUCGGGUUGAUGUAUCAAGAAGACUGGGAAGAUUAUGCGCUCAUGGAAGUUCCUUUUGUUUUCGAGAGGCUGGUUAUUGCAGAUUUUGGUGCAGCUGCACGUUCAACAAACAAUGAGCCUCCAUUCGCUCUCCCGCUUAUCGGCCUGAAUGCGUCGAAGGAAUGGUGGGAGCCAAUUAGGCAGAAUCUGGCCAGGUUUUUGCGUGUAAACCACAAUGCACAAAACCCUAAUAGCAGACAGGAAAAAACGGUAGUCACUUACAUAUCUCAACAAGAUGCCAGAAGUGGUUCAAGGCUGAGGAGUGCCGACCACCUCGCGUUGGUUAGCGCUCUCGAAACGUUGCAUGAGAGCAACGACUUCGAGGUCCACAUAGUCUCUUCAGAGGGACACUGGACAGAGAGAAUGUCAGCCGUCGCCCAGUCUACUGUCAUUCUGGGUGUUUACGGAGAUAGCCUCGCUGACAGCGUGUUUAUGAGGCCAUCAGGACACUCAAUUCUCAUGGAAUUUUUCCCCUCCGACGUCUUUACUCGCGACGCAGAAACGGCGGUUCGUUCCUUAGGAAUUGAUUAUAUGGCCUGGUGGAAUGAUCGGCGGUUCGAAAGUGACAGUCUUCCAUCCGUUGCUCCAGGGAGUGAUGUUGAUCACGAUGUCCGGGUCGACCCUACUGCAGUCGUGCAUGCCAUCCUGGAAGUGGCUAGUCGCACAUAGAGAUUACGGCGAGCGAUGGGAUUUAAUUUCCGGUCGUCUUAUGGACAUUAUAUCUGUACAAAUAUUGUGUCAUUUUGAACUUCUUCACCUGGACCGCCGGGUGCACCCUUGGAACGUGUUCCCACGGUGUGUGAGACCCCGAU